Molecule: messenger RNA, 2335 nt
Organism: Anolis sagrei ordinatus
Lineage: Eukaryota; Metazoa; Chordata; Lepidosauria; Squamata; Anolidae
Gene: SYNDIG1
Product: synapse differentiation inducing 1
Biological process (GO): positive regulation of synapse assembly; synaptic vesicle clustering
Cellular component (GO): excitatory synapse; intracellular membrane-bounded organelle; synaptic vesicle membrane
Source: RefSeq, a predicted model, not a curated record
GGAUUCUCGGUGCAGGGCUGUAAAUUCCUCCUGUCAAGGCAGCGGAGCCGCGGUGGCGGCAGCAGGAGCAGCAGGAGUCGCAUCAGCCGGGGCUUGGGAAGCUCUCUGGCCCCGUCUGGCAGCAGCCUGCUUCUAGACCAUGUGGGGCGGGCGGCAUUGGGGGCGGCCAGUGGGACUGCUUUCUCGCCUCCCCUUCGCCCCGAGGAGGGACCCGCUCUCUGGGCACGGGAUGCCCCCGCCUGCCGCCCCCGCUGCCCGAUGCCGCCCGAUGCUGCUGCUGCUGCUGCUCCUCCUGCUUUGAGCGCCACUGCAGAGGCCGGCCGGAUCCCUGCCCGACGAGGCUUUCCCAGAGGAAAAUGGGAUCAGUUAAUCCCAUGCGAUAAUUAUUGCAGGAACUCCAGUUCAUUGCUGCAGGAGCAGAGAAAAACGAACACAGGAUGGAUGGCUUAGUUGAACAGAAGAGUGCCAUGCUUAAGCACCAUAAGGAUGCUGACACCAAGAAGAGGAAUGGGUUGAUCAACACAAGGAACUUGAUGGCCGAAGGAAGGGAAGGAAUGGUAUCGGUGUACCCAACCCCCCAGUAUCAGAGUCGGCCGAUUGGGACUCUCUACUCCCCAAACUACUCCAGAAAUGACCCAGUGCAACAGCUCCUUGACCCCAGCACUUUGCCACAGACUGUGGAAUCUCGUUACCACCCAAACAUCAUUCUGUAUUCGGAAAGCAUGCUGCGGUCCUGGGGAGAAAGUAUGAAUGCGGAAUGCUGUGAAACAACCUUCAUUGAGGACAAGUCACCCACUAAAGGCAGUCUGGAUUAUCCUGAUGGCAAAUUUGUUACUCUGACUACAGAUGAGAUCAAGAUCCAUACCCUGUCUUAUGACGUGGACGAAGAUGAUGACUUCCAGGAACUAGAGAGUGAUUACUCAAGUGACACUGACAGUGAAGACCAUUUCCUUAUGAUGCCACCCAGGGACCAUCUUGGGCUCAGCGUCUUCUCCAUGCUCUGUUGUUUCUGGCCACUGGGAAUUGCUGCCUUCUAUUUGUCCCAUGAGACAAACAAAGCCAUCGCUAAAGGGGACUUCCACUACGCCAGCUCCAGUUCACGAAGAGCCCUCUUCUUGGCUGUGCUAUCCAUCACGAUUGGAACAGGCAUUUAUGUAGGGGUUGCUGUGGCACUUAUAGCCUACCUAUCCAAAAAUAACCACUUAUGAGACUGGAAGAGUUGGACUCCUACAGAAAGCUUCAAAAGAAUAUGACAUCUGAAAUAUCACUACUUUUGAUGGUGGACAGGGCUACUGCAAGAGGAUGCAGCCUGAAUUGUAAACAAGACUGUUCCAGGUCUUUUCAGCCCUUCCAAUUUAAUGUGAAUGUUGGCAAUACCAGUCACUGCAAGAAGCCAAGAAAUCUUAGUUCUUUCUCAAGAUCAAAAGGUCUCUUCCAAACUUGUUUCUUUGCAGAUUGCUACUGGUCUGAGCCAGGCAAAACCCAAGAAGAGCUCUGUUAACUUGAAUGCGGGCCCUUGCUGUCAAAAGACAAGAGAGUGAUGAAUACAAAGAAUAAACAUCUAACACCCACACCACCAAUUCCUCUCUUGGUGUUGGAUUAUUAAGAAGCAGAAACAGAUGGCUCGGCGCACAUGUCUAACUGUCUCAAAUAUGAAGUAACAGCACAGUGAAUGAAACAUCAGAGUAGCAGAAGGGCCUUAUGAGAGCAUCCAGCAGUGUCCAAACAAUUGGGAACUGUUUGAGGUGGAAGAUUUGGGGUGUCAUUAAGGGCAGCAGACCGAGAGAGAGAGAGGCAUUAAAGUCAUGCAACAAAGCUGCCAGGAAGGACAUCUGCGUAAGCUGCACUAAAGCUAACAAAAGUUGCAAAGAUGUACAGUAAUGUUUUUUCUGUAAUUCCCGUUCACUUUGGAGACCUUCACAGUGGACUGUUUAUAGGGUGAUUUGGGUAGCCCAUCUUGGAUGUCAGAGCGCCUCAUCCUAAGAACAACUUGCUUGCAAAGCAUGCAGCUCUUUUCUGGCAGCAACUCUCUUCCUGAGCAGGCUUUUUCAGCAACUAAAUAUAAGAUGCGCAUUGUCCAAAAGUGUUGUGGCAAGGCAUGCAAUUCCAUCCCAGAGCAUGGUUUGAGACAAUGAUCUUCGUCAAGGAGAGCAAGAUACCAGUUUAAUGGCACGGGACAUCAUUCUUGGCUUACGGACAGAGCAAUGCUGCGAUACGGUCCUCUUUUCCUCAUUCUCUAAUAGCCAUGCCCUUGCUGCUGAAGAUCUGAGUGGGCAAUGGCCAUAUCGUAAACUAUGUAAUUAAUAUUAAAAAAAUAAUAACAGUUUAAAACAGC